AUGUUGGAGUCGAAUUUUCACAUGGCAAACAAAGUAUUCUGGAAGACCAUCCAACUACUCCGAGGUGAAAAGAAGGGCAGCGUAAGAGUCUUGAAGGACAAGACUAAACACUCUCUCACCGAGGAUAAGGACAUUCUUCGGCGAUGGAGAGAGUACAUGGAGGAACCUCUUAACCUUGUGGAGCAGCAGGGAACGAAUAUUACUAUUUCUGGAGAUGAAAUCACGCAAGCCGUGAAAAGCUUACAAAUUGGAAAGGAUGCUGGAAGACACAAGAGCACUGGAGAACGGGAGCUGCAUUACCCCUGUUCAAGAAAAGAGACACCAUAG
Soboliphyme baturini is the source of this 327-nucleotide messenger RNA. NCBI's taxonomy places the organism in Eukaryota, Metazoa, Nematoda, Enoplea, Dioctophymatida, Soboliphymatidae. The record is from the annotation of a GenBank genome assembly.